Molecule: messenger RNA, 3241 nt
Organism: Saccostrea cuccullata (small rock oyster)
Lineage: Eukaryota; Metazoa; Mollusca; Bivalvia; Ostreida; Ostreidae
Exons: 14
Biological process (GO): cytokine-mediated signaling pathway; positive regulation of tyrosine phosphorylation of STAT protein
Cellular component (GO): external side of plasma membrane; CRLF-CLCF1 complex; signaling receptor complex
Molecular function (GO): cytokine receptor activity; cytokine binding
Source: RefSeq, a predicted model, not a curated record
UUUAUUUUUGUAGCUAAACCUUUGCCCACAGAAUAUGUCAACGCCUCAUCCCUGGAUUCCUGUGGGUGUGCCAAUGUGUUGUGGGGCACGAUUCCAGGAGGGGUCAAGACCUCUUCUCAGGUCACCCUGAUGUCACAAUGGAACAGUGUACCUCUGGUUCAUGAUGUUGAUGUUAAUAAAAGCCUUGUUGUGUGUAACCUGAUUCCUGCCACUACCUACACAGUUACAGUGAGGAUUAAACCUUUAGGAGGCUUGUACUACAGUGAUCCAGUUGAGAAGGACUUUGAUACAUGUGAAACAGCCCCAUCUCUUUCUCCACCCCUGCAGUCCAGCGGUUUUUCCUCGGGGGAUUGUACUUCAGGGUAUAGAUCUAUAAUUGUUUACUGGGAGAAAAUUCCGCGAAAAUUUCAAAAUGGACCUUUGAAGGAAUACAGGGUGGUGUACGGUGAUGACGAUUGGAAGGGAGUAGCUCCUAAUGCGACAUCAGCUACUUUUAACAUCCCUUGUGGAGGCCGUAACAUAACCGUUCGAGGAUGUAACCUUAUUGGAUGUUCACCUAACUCCUCUAUAUACAUACACGCCUACACAGAUGUGGUGUCCCCCAAGAGAGUUAUAGUAGAACAGAAGGGACAAUCAGAGGUGCAGCUGUCCUGGUUUGGGUUGGAGAGGGAGGCCAUUGUUGCUACUGAUGUGGUGUGGUGCAAAGUCAAACCAGCAGUGCUGCAGUGUCAGGAUGAAAUACAUAUACUUAGAAGACUGGGGAAUAUGAAUCACACAGUUCUGAAGGCAGACAUGAUUAGUCAAGCUCUGGAUGAUGUCAUAUUUGGUGUGGCAGCCAUCAAUGAUAAGAAUUUCAGUAGUGGAAUCAAAUGGCAGGAGGAAUGCAGAUAUGUGAAGGAUGCAGAGCCCUCACCUGUGGAUGGUGUGUCCCUCUCCCCAGACCCUCCUAAAAACAGCCUGGUGGUGACCUGGAGUCCCCUCAGAUGUGAGUCAGUGGCCUCAGAUAACGCCUUCAUCAAGACAUACCGGAUCAUCUACUGCAAGAUGAAUACACAAGAAUCUUGCGAAGGCAGGGAAUAUUCUGUGAGUGUUCCAGCAGACAGUACCACACAGUACACACUAAGAGACUUGGAGGCAGACACAGAAUAUGGUGUGUGGGUACAAGCCAUGUCACUCACGAAGGAGGGGCGUAGAAGUAAAAUGGUGACUGGACGACCUACCAAUAACGAUUUACCAGGGGGAUCAAUAGCAGGCAUUGCUAUCGGAGGAAUAUUUGUUCUUAUACUUGUCAUUGCAGGAUUCGUGUUUGUUUGCAGACUCUUUAGACGUAAAUUAGGUCUGGAUGAAAAAUUUGAAAUAGAAAAUAUACAAGUUAGGCCCUAUGAAAAUCUGCCCACUGAAAGCAAUUUGUAUAAUAACCUCACCACACCAGCUGACAGAUCCAGCUCACCCCUCAUCACACCUAAUGGAAUGUCAUCAAAUGGAGAUAUUAGACAUAAUGGAGUAAAUCACAGUUAUGAAGAUAUCUUACCAGUAGGAUCCUCGGUGGACCUUGAUGAAGAAGAUGGGAGUGGUGAACCAAAGGACUCCAAACCCGACCUUAAAUCCAGCAUGGUAACGUUACCAAUCACGGAUGUUCCACGGCAGAUCAGUAAGGACAGCGGUCACGGAAGCCUGUCCCCCACGUCAACUCACGGCCCACCCUCCUCUGAAGAGUCUGACAAAAAAGAGCGAAUUCUGAGAGAUAUUAUAUUGGACCUUCCUCCCGAUUAUGCAAAGGCAACUUCAGUCACCACCCAAUGUGUGCAUGGGUAUAAGAAAGGUUCCUUUGAUACUGAGGACAGUUUCCCGCCUGAUUCCAGAGGGACAUAUAAGGAUAGUUUAUGUUCCUCUUCACAGUCCAGUGGCAUUCCACUAGAAGAUGGAUACAAGAGUCAGGAAGACAUCUUACAAGACAACAAUGACAAACAACAAAUUAAAGAAUCCUCCAAGAAGUGCCCAGAAAACAAUGAAGUGGGGAGGAAUGGAGAGGAAGAACUUGAAAACAAAGAAGAUGAAGUUGAGCAGACAUCAGGUUAUGUGAUGUACUCAUCCAAUGAUACAGAAACCACCACAGGAAGCCAAAUCACCAAUGUCCAACCCGGGAACUCCCUUCCUACAUGUGACAAAACACAGACCACCUCUGGUCACCAACCACACAAUGUCCAAUCUACUGAGACCACCAUGGAAAACCAAAUCAAUAUUGUCCAAGAUGAAACCACCACUCCUACAUGUAAUAUUACACAGACCAACCAAGCACACCAACCAUACAAUGUCCAAUUUAAGAAUACUGUUCCCAACAUUACAAAGACCAUCUCUACAAACCAACCCAACAGUGCUAAAAACCAGACUGAGUGUAGCAAGCUACCAAGUUCAGCUGUUGAUCAGCUGAAAAAUGACGGACCAAAUGAUGUAAUGGAAAUUAAACAAGAGACAGAUAUGUGCCAAACUGACAAAAAACCAAGUUCACCAGGAUACCAUCCCAACAGAACACUGGAUACAGAGCGCCGAACCACUGAGAUGGGUUCUGGUCCACAGCUUCUAACAGCUGAAUCAGAACAGUUUACAAACUACCUCCCACAUAAUACAAAUUUUGGAGAACUUGCUGCCACUCAUAAUGAUAAAGAGAAUUCCUUGAUCUCCAGUUGUGCAGCUGGUAAUGCAAAUGAUCUUGCUGUGAUGAAUUUUGAUUAUGUCCCAAAUGGGACAUCAGAUCCAUUGCCUAAUGGCAAAACAAGUCAUUUAUCUGAUGGUACAUCCGAUAUUGUGCCAAAAGAUACCAAAGAUUUCUCUGGGAUGAAUUAUGUACCUACCUAUGUUCCAGAUGACACAGCUGAUAAUAUUCCCAGUGUUACAAAACAUGUGCCAUGUAGUCCAGCAGGACAUGUGUCAAAUGGUGCUACAGAAAAUGUGCCAAAUGGCACAACUGACUAUGUGCUAAGUGAUGCAACAGGAUAUGUGCCAAAUGGUGCUACGGACUAUGUACCAAAUGGUACAAUAGACUAUGUGUCAAAUGGUGCAACAAAUUAUUUGCCAAAUGGUGCAACUGACUAUGUGUCAAACGGUGCAACAGAUUAUGUGUCAAAUGGUACAAGUGAUUAAUAUCUGCCCAAUGGUACAAGUAUGUGCCUCUAUAUCAUUGGACAAUGAAGAACAACUUCAUUCUGAUACAUUCCAAUUCUCAGGCCAGGUCACAAUCACA